Molecule: messenger RNA, 7444 nt
Organism: Ornithodoros turicata
Lineage: Eukaryota; Metazoa; Arthropoda; Arachnida; Ixodida; Argasidae
Product: trithorax group protein osa-like
Exons: 20
Coding region: 380-6928 (2182 amino acids)
Biological process (GO): regulation of transcription by RNA polymerase II; chromatin remodeling; positive regulation of DNA-templated transcription
Cellular component (GO): SWI/SNF complex; nBAF complex; brahma complex
Molecular function (GO): nucleosome binding; DNA binding
Source: RefSeq, a predicted model, not a curated record
GAAAAUUUAUGUCGGUUGUGGGUCGAUGCGCGCCUGUGCGAGGUAGUUCAAUGAUAUGUAUUUCGUUUGUAUUAUCGGUUAAAGUGUCGCGACUUGAUACUGCGUGACUGUGUGACGACGCAAAGGAGUUUGCGGAAGAAUUUCGUUAUUCUUACUUUCCUCCUCACAGAUGUUCCCGCUUUUGAAGUGGAUAGAAUAAUAGUGUGUGCAAGUUGAUAAGGCCAUGCUGCUAUAGCAUCGGUUUGUUCUUCGGCUCGUUUGACACACGUGGAUCCUGCGGACUGCAGCGAGGUCCAGGAUGUGCGGCGGACCUCCAACACCCGGGAUUACGUGCGCAGAGUGAGGAUGCGUGUGUUCAGGGUGUGGGCUUAGCAGCAGUAUGGCAGCGCCAGCGCAGGGCCUACUGAAUUGUGAACAAAAAACGGCAGACGGUACGGAUCUGCAGUCCUCUGCGGCUAGUGGGGGAUUAAAAAAUGGUGCUUCGGGAGAAGAUCUCAGUGCGGACGAAAUGCCCGUGAAUGUGAUGGUGAACAACCGUGUCAAAUCGCCGAGUAGCGUGAGCGGUCACAUAGGCCGAGAACUGACAAUGGAUAACUUCCAAGAUGGAGGUACCCACCAGCUGAACGCUAGGCCUAGCGCCGGCGAUCAGGCUUCUUUUUCGGAUCGCCAGCGACUCAAUUCUGAUUUUCGAAAUUAUAGCCAAAAUAUGCGGGAAUCCGCCAUGGUGAGUGAAGAGUUUCGGAACUCUCCCGAUAGCAUGAAUCAUGUUCCCGUUGGCAAUUACGGUGCUGGGUACGGAGAGCGGGGAGGCUACAUGGCAAGCCAACAUGGCGGCCAAAAUUUACCUGGUAACGCAAGUGAAUCUCCGCAGAAUAAGCUCUAUCAGCACUAUAACCAGCAGCACAUGAGGCCAGGGUACCCUCCGGGUGCGAGGGGUCCAAUAGGACCCAUGGGAAGUCCCCAGCGGCCCGGCUCGGCGGGUAUGAUGAGCUGCUACCCGGCAAACGGCAGCAGCGCUGCGGCCUCGGCACAGCAACGCUUUCUGUCCGGACCGAGUAUAAACCAACAGGGAGGCCCAACACCAACGCUCAAUCAGUUGCUACAGUCACCGAACCCACUACAUCGUUACCAAAACAGCUACGCGGAUUACAACUCCAGUCCUGGCAUGCACAAAGGCAUGACAGGUGGGGAUGUGAGUCAAGCAGCACAGUAUCCGUCGUCUGUGAAUUCGCCCCAUUCCUGGGGCGGUGCAGUGCGUGCAUCAUCUCCAUAUCCUCAACAAAUAUCUGCACCUAUGUACAGGCCACCGGUGGGUGGUGGCAUACACGAAAGUUCAGGAGGGGCGGGUCCAGCGAAGCGGCCCUACAUGUCUGGGGGCCCUCCCGCAUCGCCACAGUACUCUUCUCAGUAUCCACAGCAGAGGCCGUAUCCCGGGGCCUCCCAGCAACAGGUCCCAAGACCCCCCUCAAUGCCCCAAGGCUCCUAUGGGCAGGCUUCACAGAUGGGCGGCGCAUAUCAACCGUCCUCCGGCGUGCCGCAACAGCAUCCUGCAGCAUCCCCCAGCCCAGUGUCGUGUCCCCCCGCAGCAUCCCCACAGCCGUCUCCACAACCCCAGGUGACGCCGCCUCCCUCCAGUGCAGGCCCAGCCUCACCUCAGGGUCCACCGUCGAGUCAAGGCACCCAAAAUUCGCAUCCACCAUCGGGGUUCUACCCGCCCAGUCAAAGCAGUGUCCAAACAGGAGGAGGUGGAGGUUCAUCUUCAUCUGCGGGUUCAACGUCUCAGCAAAAGCAUUCGUCGCAGCAGUCUGAUGUAAACGUUCAAGAGGAGGAAGGGAGUGCGGGGGGUGGAGGGGGUCGCAGUUCGACACCCGUGCCCCUGAGGGGUGCGGCAGGAACGCCACCCUCCACACCCCAUCCAGGGGUGUCCCCCCUGAGGCCCAUUCCCUCACCGUCCGGAUCUUCUUCAGGUGGAGGAAGUGGGUCGAGGUCCAUGUCGCCAGCUAUCGGUGCACAGUCGAACAUUCCCAUGCCACCGAGGCCGUCAUCCAGCCAAUCGGAUGGCAGUGCCCCAAAUCACCUUACUCAGCCACAACUGCCUCAACAAGGAGGGUACAACCAACAAGUGCAAGCUUCUGCGAUGUACGGUUCCAAGAUGCACCAAGGGAUCAUGCCCUCCUACCCUGGACCUCAUUAUCCUCAAGGCAACUACCCACGCCAACAACAGCAGCCAGGAGGUGGUAGCCUAGGCAUGGGAAGCUACAUGGCAGGAGGACCCCAGGCUGGCCCUGGAGGGUACCUUGGAAGACCCGGGCCUCAGGGGGGCCCAGCCGGGUAUCCCGGAGGGCCCCCCUACGCCAACGCGCAUUAUGGGGCACCCGCUGGGUACGCCGCCAAUCACGGAGCCAACAGCAUGAUGCCACCUCCCAGUCAGUACCCAAAGGGAACAGCUGGUCAGCAGGUUGGAGGCCCGAUGGGUCCAGGUGGUGGGCCUCCUCGCCCCAUGUACCUCAGGCAGCACCUGCAGCAAAAGAUGUAUGGUUAUGCCAGCCCCAUGACUCCUCCUGGUGGCGAUGGGAGGGCGUCAUCUCCAUCUGAAGGGGGUCCUACCCCAAACUCUGUCUCCUCUGGGGCAGGAUAUGCUCAAUGUUCCACAGCCAUGAGCACACCAUCACUGCUAACACAAAGCGUGAACAGCCCGGUGUCCACCCCUUCUUCCCUAUCUGGAGACGGAGGUGGUAGUCGACUGGGUCCACCUCCCGUGCUUGACGAGGGCAGUCAGGCAUCUAAUGCUUCGGCUUCCUCCUCGCUACCUGAAGAGCAUGGUGGGGGGGUACCUGGUGGGGGCGACCCCAUGGCAAAGGCCAACAGCAAGCAACCUCCAGUGUCCUCCCACCCACCCACCCCCAACACACUCCCUUCCCCUGGUGGAGCAUCCAUGUCCUCGUUUCACGACGAGUUCGACAGCGUCUCUAGCCCCAGCUGGCCACGUACGCCUGCGAGUCCUGUUGUGAACAGCCAGGUUUAUGAGCAUCAUAUGAUUAAGAGACCCGAUGGCCUCCUGAAACUGUACGAUAUGUCCGACGACCCUGAGCGGCGGGCAUUCCUGGACAAGUUAAUAAUGUAUAACGAUGAGCGUGGAACUCCUAUCACCCAGUGCCCAACGAUCAGCAAACAGCCGCUGGACCUGUUUCGCCUCUACCUCAUAGUCAAGGACAGAGGUGGUUUCGUGGAAGUAACGAAGGCGAAGCAGUGGAAGGAUGUGGCUGGUGUGCUGGGCAUCGGGGCCUCCUCUAGUGCUGCGUACACUCUGCGCAAACAAUACAUCAAGCACCUGCUGCCCUUUGAGUGCAAGUUUGACCGGGGCGGAAUUGACCCGCAGCCCAUCAUCAGCCAGCUCGAGUCGGCCUCCCGAAAGAAGGCCAAGGCCACCAUGGCUGCCUCUGCGGCGGGCCAGGAUUAUGGGCCUCCAAGUCAGCCCAUGGACAACUAUGGGGGAGGCUAUCCGGGAGGGGGCUACCCACACCAUGGUGGUCCUGGAGCCCCACCACAUCCUGCCAUGAUGGGGGGUCCUCCUGAGUACCCAUGUCCCCCAGGCUAUCCACCUCCUCAUGCCAAUCAUGUCGGGGCCAGUGGGGGAGACUCAUCUGCAGACGGCUACCCAACGGACGAGGGACCCUACCCUGACCAAUAUCCCCAGUACCCACAGGGUCCUCCUGUUGCACCACCCUACUCUGCAAGCCAAUCAAGUAUGAGUGGGGGCUCGUGUGGGUAUCCCACUGGAGGCGACCAGUAUCCAGGAGAUGGACAGUACUCUCAAGCACCCCAUGGAGGUCCCCCGGAUCCCUAUGGGGGCUCUGGAGGACCCCAACCUCCAGCAGGAUACCCUCCAAGAAGCAUGGGACAGGGUGGCCACCAGUACGGCCAGUAUCAGGGACCCUACGAUCGGGAGAGGUAUGAGCAACAGCAGCAACAGCAAACGGUGUGUGGCCAACCGCCAAGCAGGCCUCCUCAGGGGGAUGCUUUUCCCUAUGGGGGAAGCCCUGGUGGCAGUGCAGGUACCCCGCCCGGAGCAGCAGGAACAGCAGCAGCAGUGGCCAGUGGAGCCAGCAGCUACCAGAGCAGGCCCUACCCCCCACAGGGGCCCUCAUACCCACCACAAGGGGGUCCACAGGGGGUACAGCAACCACAGCAGGGACAGCCCCAGGAGCCCUACCAGAGGCCUCCACCCAGUGAACCUUCUGGCUACCAGAUGAGCUGUGGCCAGCCCUCCCCCCUUGCCCAGCGAUUGCUCCCGAAGGCGGGCACACCCCCUCAAGUAUACGGUGGGGCCCAGAGUGGUACUUUGUAUGGAGGUGGUGCACAGGGUCCUCCCCCAGGGGGUAAGGUUCCCCCAGGGGGAGCAGCUCCAUACCAAAGGGACAUGUAUCCCAAACGACACCCGGACUUCAUGAAGCCUCCCCAAGAACCUCCCUACUCACAUAUGGGGACUUAUCCACCGCAGCAGCAACCUCAGCAGUACCCCACUGAUCGGAGCCAAUAUCCCUACCGACCACCUCAUAUGAUGACACCACCGGCAUCUUCCAUGCAGCAGCAAGGAUGGGGUCGAGAAGGCCAGUAUCGUGGCUACCAAGGGGCUCCUCCCCAGGUGGGUCCAGGAGGUCCUUAUGGGGCCUCUCACCCUGGAGGCCCGGAUCGUUGGGACGGACCCAGGAUGGGGGAAGGACCAGCACCCAGCGGAGGCUGGGCGAUGUCUAGAGGACCUCAGGGCGAGGCGGGUAGCUAUGGGGGCCCUAUGGCAUCUCAGCAUGCCAUGCCCUCCCACAAGGGUCCGCCUUACCCUAGGGACGCCAGGGGGUUUGCCCCACCUGGAAAGAUGCCCCUGGGAGGCCAGUACGGAAGCGCAGCAGUGCGAAAGGAGGUUGUGUUCCCGCCUGACAGUGUGGAGGCAGUGUUGCCGGUAUCUACCAAACGCCGCCGUCUGACCUCCAAAGAUGUGAGCCCUUUGGAGGCGUGGCGCUUGUUGAUGGCUCUUAAAUCAGGUCUUUUGGCUGAGAGCAGCUGGGCCCUGGAUGUGUUAGCGGUACUGCUCUUUGACGACUCCACAGUGCUCUACUUCGGCCUUUCCCAUCUGCCGGGAUUGCUCGAAACACUCAUCGAGCACUUUCGCCGGUUGCUUGCCCUAGUCUUCAACAUCGCAGAUGACCUGGAGCUGGGUUACGAGUCAAAACCACCUGUGGUAAGCGCUAGGCAACCGGAGCGGCUGUGGUACCUACUGGACCGGGACACCCCGCUGUGCGAUCCCCUCGAAGAGUUACUGAAACCAGUGUCCCUGGACUGUGAUGACCGCACGGUACUCUUGUCGGGAUCCAACUUCACAAACAAGACACGCUGUGGCAAGGCAGUGAGGACGCGGCAGGAUGCGGCUUCACUGCACGUUGCUGACCCUGACAAGCAGUGGGAUGUCUACGAAGGUUUCAGUGCCACGGUGGAGCACUGGCAGCUUGGUGGGGGCGAGAUCACCAGUCACGUCCAGACCUGCUUUGAGAGUGAUGAGACAAAUGUGAGAUUUGUGCGCAUAAUGGAGGGGGUUAAGAAGGAGGACACAGAGGAACAGAGCAAGUGCAGUGAGGAUGCCAAGUUGGAGGAACUGUUACAGGAGUGUAAGGGAUUCAAGGUGAACUGUAGGAAAGAGAUCGUUCUGUCUGCAGAGCAACUUGCAGAAAAGGUCAAGGUGGAGAAAGAAACAGAUGAGUGUAAAGACAAUAAGAAAGAAAUGGAUGAAUGUAAAGCAGAAGAGGAGGAGGAGAAUAAGGAGAGCGAGGAUAGCAAAGAAGAAGAAGAGGGGUUUCCUCGGGUAAGGACAGGAGCACGAAAAAGAAGGGGUCCCAGUGAAGAAGAGGAAGAGUCAUACGCGAGAGAUGAACCCUCUCUGUGUGUGGUGUCUGAGGCACAAGAUGCUCUGGGCCGACGCUGUGUGUGCAUUUCAACUAUCUUGCGUAACUUGUCAUUCGUACCGGGUAACGAUGCAGAGAUGUCUAAGCAUUCGGGACUUCUGGUGCUUUUGGGGAGAUUGCUACUUUUGCGGCACGCGCACGGUCCUCGGCGGCGGCCGCCACCACACUACGAAGCUGCGGAAGAGGCCACGGCAGGAGAAGAACAGUGCAGCUCUCUGGUGGCUCACCGAGAGUGGUGGUGGGAUAGCUUACAGAGCCUCCGUGAGAACACUCUGGUAUGUUUGGCUAAUGUUGCGGGUCAGCUGGAUCUGGCUCCUUACCCUGAAGAGGUGAGCUUACCAAUUCUGGAUGGGCUCCUCCACUGGGCCGUCUGUCCUUCGGCAGCAGCUAGAGAUCCUCUGCCACAGUCGUCGCUCAGUCCACAGCGUCUCGCUCUAGAAGCCCUGUGUAAGCUAUCCGUACAAGAAGCCAACGUGGACCUCCUGCUAGCCACACCACCUUGGAACCGCACAGAGCGCCUGCUGGGUCAGUUGGCACGGUGGCUUGCCCGUGGGCAGGACCAAGUGCUUCGAGAGUUUGCAGUGGUGCUGCUGUCUAAUUUGGCCCCUUCGGGUAGUGGGGCAGCUCGGGCAGUGGCCAUGCAGAACCAAUGCCCUGCACACCUGUUAGCCUUUGUAGAACAGGCAGAGCAGAGCGCCUUACAGGUUGCUAAUAGCCAGGGGGUAGCUGCGCUAAGGGAAAACCCCGAACUCAUGGGCACCACCCUGGACAUGGUGCGGAGAGCAGCGGCGACCCUGCGCUGUCUAGCCAGGGUUCCGGACAACCGGUCUCUCUUUGCACCCCUGCAGUCGCGCUUGCUGGCUCUGGUUAUGUCGCAGAUCUUGGAUCAAGGUGUGGCGGCAUUGCUAGCAGACGUCCUCUACGAGUGCUCUCAGCCAGUGCGGGAUCCUAUCCACAUUAGUGAGGGCUCGUAGCACAUACCCUGCACCUCUCACUCCCCACCCCUAAUUUAUUGUACCUCGUUUCCGGGAUCUCAGGCCCGCUCCCGGACGGCAACACUGUAGAUAGCUAGAGGACUCUUUUUAUUUCCAUUAUUUUUUUUUUUUGAGGACACAGACAUCUUGCAGCAGGGGUGAGUGUUUCUUUGUGGUGAUAAUGUUUGUACAGUGCUGCUUGUUUCUCUCUCUUCUUUUUUUUUUCCCCCCAUCUCUUUGCUUGUCCACUCUCCUUUGGAAAAGUGAGGCAAGGACAACCUGUGCGUGAACUGAGUGUGUGUGAGUGUAUGCAUUUCCUUUCCCUCCUUGGUCGGGACGGAGGCAUGGACAAACAGAAUUCAUCUCUGAUCUGAUUUUUGUGUGUAGGGUUUGCAAGUGCAACAUUAUCUCUCGUCAUCAUGAUUCUUUGAUAUCAGUAUGUGCGCGUGCUCGAGCUUUAUACCAUGUAUAUGUCCAACAUUCGAUGAGCUGCAAAUAAAUGUACAGAACAGUUUC